Molecule: messenger RNA, 9357 nt
Organism: Bemisia tabaci
Lineage: Eukaryota; Metazoa; Arthropoda; Insecta; Hemiptera; Aleyrodidae
Gene: bru1
Product: bruno 1
Molecular function (GO): RNA binding
Source: RefSeq, a predicted model, not a curated record
UCCUCUCGCCUGUGUCCGACGCGGCGACUCCGCUUCCGCGAAUCGCGUUUCCCUCGUGCGUCUUCCUCGCGUGUUCCCGAGAUCCGACUGUGAAAUCCGUGGAGUGUCCGAUUCCGCCGAUGGUGGUUUUGAGGUUAUGAGUUUGACGUGAACAGCGCGUGUCAUGAGCUGAAGUUGGUGUUUUUAGCGAUAUUCCUCGAGUUUGUUUUGUAAUUCGUCCCCCGAGUUCAGUGGUUCAGUGGUUUUGUUUGUAUUCUUGUGAUUUUGGAUACUUCGGCUCUUGGCGUUCUCGAAAUUAGAUGUAAGGGGCGCCCUCGGGUCAGAGUGGUUGUCGGGGAAAGGGGAGUGGUCUUGGGUGGAGCGUCGCGUGGUGUCGGCGUGGCGCCUGGCGUCGUCGCGGUGGGCGCUACGAUGCUGAAAGCGCUGAGCAGCCUCGCGGAGAAAGUGUCGCCCAACACGACGGACAGCAACGCCAACAAGUUGGGCUCCAUCAGCGCCAACAGCUACAGCUACAGUCACAACAGCCACCCGCACCCGCACCCCUACAACAACCACAACGGCAACGGCCACAGCACCCUCAACGGCAACAGCCUGGCGCACCGCCAGAGCCCCCGCCCCCAGGCCCCCCUCGCACCUCUAGCCCCCCUCGCUAUCACCAAUGGCAACUCCGAACACAAUAACAAGAUGAAAGGGAGCCCGGAGGACAAACCAGACCCGGACUACAUAAAAAUGUUCGUUGGUCAGAUCCCCCACUCGAUGGACGAGGAGGAUCUGACCAAAAUGUUCUCAGAAUUCGGCCGGGUCCAUCAAAUCAACGUUCACAGAGACAAAACCACUGGCCAAAGCAAAGGGUGUUGUUUUGUGACGUUUUAUACGCGGAAAGCGGCGCUGGCGGCGCAAAAUGCCCUUCACAAUAUCAAAACUAUGGCAGGGAUGCACCAUCCGAUCCAAAUGAAACCGGCGGAUACGGAAAAUAGAGUCGAACGCAAGCUAUUUGUGGGGAUGCUCUCGAAGAAAUGCACAGAGAGUGACGUCAGACUCAUGUUCGGCGGCUUCGGCACCAUCGAGGAGUGCACCGUUCUCAGAGACCAGAACGAUCAAAGCAAAGGCUGUGCAUUCGUGACGUUCACAUCGAAACAGUGCGCUUUGAACGCGAUCAAGGCGAUGCACCAAUCGCAAACGAUGGAAGGUUGCUCCUCUCCGCUGGUGGUGAAAUUCGCGGACACUCAGAAAGAGAAGGAUCAGAAGAAGAUGCAGCAGAUGCAGGCCAACAUUUGGAGUAGUCUGGCCAGCGUCAACAUCUCGCCUCAGUCAUAUUUUACGGCGGCUGCUCUUAGCAAUCAAAUUACCAAUGACUGUAACAUGCCGCUGGGAGCUCAAACUGAAAACUGGAACAUGAUGAAUGAUACUCACACAACGUGCCUUACGCCUCUUCAAAUCUUACAGCAGCAGCUGCAAGCCACAAAUACCCAACCUCGUAGCAGUUUGUACAAUACCUCGGCUACCGGUUUCCAAAAUGUAGCACCUCUUAGUACUAGUCCAACUUUAGCUGAUAUUAGCUCUGCAAACCUAACAAAUUUAGCGACCUUAGCCAAUCUUUCCGUUGCCAAUGCAGCGGUGAAUCCUAUAAAUGUACAGAACCUUAUGACUUUAGCCGCGAUGAGUGGAACCCAAAUAUCACCAACAGGGUCGAGUACAUCUAGUCUCAGUAAUUCAGCUCUGUCUGGCCUGUCAAAUUCUACCGCAGCUGCCCUUCUGAGUAAAGCAACUUCAGCUUCGGCUCUGCAACAUCCGGUUAUGAGUCAGUCAUACAGAGCCCCUGCCUAUCUUCCCACAGAUUGCGGUUAUGAUCUCCAGCCGGUUUCGACUCCAGCUGCAUCGUUAGGAGGUCUCACUUCGCCUCUCAAUGGUCUAGCUGCUUCUAGUCUUGCUAUCCCUGAUGCCAUAUCCCAUUUCAAAUACGGGACAGCAUCAAACCCUGCCGGUAAGAAAGUCGAGGGGCCAGAGGGCGCCAACCUUUUCGUGUACUACCUACCUCAAGAGUUCACGGAUGCGGACUUAGCACAAAUCUUCAUGCCUUUCGGAACCGUUAUUUCGGCCAAAGUAUUCAUCAACAAAGAUACUAACCAAUCCAAGUGUUUUGGAUUUGUUUCGUAUGACAACGUCGCGAGUGCUAAGGCUGCCAUACAAAGUAUGAAUGGUUUUCAGAUAGGUACUAGGCGCCUUAAAGUCCAGCAUAAGCAACAUAAGCGUGCCACUAAACCUUACUAACCAAACUUGUGCAGUUCAAAUAGUUUAAUUGUUUAUUUGCGGUUAUCACCCAAAUCGAAGAAUAGAUUUAUUUACUUUUUUUUAAUUUCUUUCCUACUCUUGUAUCAGUUCUCUUCUCUGCUCUGUUGUGAACGGCAGCAUUCUUUAUUUUUUCUGUUCUUCAGACCACACCUUUCUCCUCUAUACUUGAAGUGACAGUAGAGAAGUUUUCUCCGGUUUGGGAUUUUGUUGUGAAGAGUACAUUGAACAGACCCAUACUGUUGCGUCUCACAUUACCUGUUUAAUAAAUAAAAAUGUGAGUGAAAUGAAUCUUCUUAUGCCAAGUUUUGUCACCAGCAUCAGCCAAAUCAACAUAUUCUGGAAAUCUGCAAGAGCUUCAUUGAAUUACCUUAAAAAAUUAUGAGAUUUGAACAACAUGAUAUUUCCUCCAGAGAUGGCCUUAGUGAAAUCUGUCCCUGCCAAAUCCAUAGCUUUUACCGUGAAAUGAUGCAGUGCUUGCAGAAAGAAAGAUUUUCCAGCCUCCGGACAGUAUGUCUGUAUUGCAAGCAUGACUGUUUACCUGUGGACCAAAGGGACAAGAAAAUAUCAAGUAGACGAUAAGUUAAUUGUUCAAGUUUUGAUGAGUUCCCUCAUAAAAUUUUGAACAUUGUAGGAUGAACUUCCUCCUCUAUCUUUUUACACCUUAAGAAGAAGUUCUAAGGCUGUCCCGUUUUUAAUGAAUGAAUUAUGCCUUUCAAAGUUUACUAAUCGCAAGCUUUCAAGUGGGCUUGCUUUCCUAUUAAAGAAGGCAAUGUUCCCAUGUAGAGUAGGGAACAUUUACUCAAUGUAGAGUAGUAAUCUUGAAUAAAAGAUGUGAGAGUAUCGGUCUGUUCUAUAAACUCAUCACCAUGAAAUCUUACAACAAUAAUCCCGUAUCAUGAAGAAAAGUUGUAUCAAUUCCCUCUGUUCCCUUCCUUUUCAUUUUACAUGUUGUUAACUUUUAAUCACUGUUCAAGUAUUUGCUUUGUUAUCAUUUACGUAAUGACUUCUUGUAUACCCUCAAGGGAUAAUUUGUUUUACUGUGCCUACUCUUUUCGCGUUUGGCAGACGAAUCAGUUUUUCAAGAUUAUUUUCUUUCAAUGACUAUUAGCCCGUCUAUUUUAACGUUAAUAAUUUCGCCUGACUCUAGUGAAAGCUGUAUUAUUUACUGUCUGUGAAGAAAUUUCUGCUGUGAAUUCUGCAGUCAAUAGUAGUUUUUUUAUGUUUAUACAAGAUUACAUAUAUGUUUUUGCUUAACAUAUGCUGUAAAAUAUUCAGACAAUGAAAAAUCUUGUUCAGUCGACUAAUUCCAGCGAAGCAUUCUCGAAAAGAUUUGGUUUCGGAAUUUUUGUGGAGCAGUACAAAUGUCUCUAAGUAGUCAAGUAUCUUGCUAUUAUUAUUUGUGAUUGUUCCUCUUUAAAAAAAGAAGAAAAAAAAAUGUAUCCUCUUUUUUAAUGCAGGACUUAGAGCUGAUUGGCUUACUUUUUUCUUUUGUUUAAUUCUUGUAGUAUCCCUUUCUGUAGAAGUUUCAGAGCAUCUUGCGCUACAUCUUCUUUUGAAAAGCUUUCUCUAAUUUGCUCUUCAGUCUUGGUUUUUAUGUUGGUCCCUGUCCCUGUCUCAUGUUCUCAUCUUAUCAGCAAAAUUUUAUGCAGAGCCAGUUGGCUACUCACAAGGAGUUUUUAUGAAAGAAUUUUGUUAGUUUUUGAUGAGAUAUUUUCAAGAUGGAUUUCUAAUUUAUGAAUUCUUUGAGCUUUAUGCAACUCUAAUCACUAUUGUACAGAGAAUGGGUUUUCUUUCAUUUUAUUGUCUUUUCCCCCUCUCUUUUUUCUUAUCCAGGUGUUUUUGUUUGUUUAAUUGUUUCAAGAAAAGGAAGUUGAAAAUACUUGUAUGCAGAGAAUUUUUUAUCUUGUGGAUCUAAAGUAUAAAAUCGUCUAGAACAGAGUUUAAAUUACCUGCUCAUUCUAUUUUCCUCUUCAUUUUUCUUCUAGUUUACUCUCUUAUCCUGCUAACUCACCAGAAAAAAAGCAUAUUUUAACAUAACUCUCAUCCCUUCACCCACCCCAAAAAAAGUUGAAGAGAGCUUAAACAUGUUAUCUUUGGGAGCAGGAAUUUGUUUUCUUUGUUUGUUUUAUAACACUUUUGAAAAACGAUUGAACCUCUGAAGCAAGACAUUUUCAAGUAUCAAAAGAUUCGGUUCUUUCUUUUUGUCAGAAAAUAUUGGGGCUGAAAUCUGAAAAUAUCUGUCCAUUUGAAAAUAAUCUCAUCAACAUUCUCAUAAUAUUAAUCUCUCAAUGAAAUGAUAGUCCAUCAUGAUUUGUAUAUCUCCUCCCCUAGACUCUGCUUAAUUUCCUUUCUAUGUGUGCGGGUACCUAAUUGUAUUCCUGCGUGUUUUGUCUUCUUGCUGAAGGAGAUUUGAAAAGUGACAAUUUUCUCUGUGAUAUUCUCCAAAAACCUUCUUUUGCAGUGUCCCCAAAAUUGCUCCAAAUUUUUUCAUGUAGAACAGACCAAUCAGAGAUGAAUCUACCCUGUCAAUCAUUCACAGAAAAAUCACCAACUUGGGGACAUGAUACGCAAUUGAUAACUCAGAAAACACUGCGGUUGUUUCUGUCGUUUUAGUCUCAGCAUUUUAUUAUAUUAUCAUCAACUUGCCUUACCAUAAAUAAAAAAAGGGACUAACAAUAAGAGUCAUGGAAUUCAAAGGACUUUGAUGAGGAAUUACAAGAAAGUUAUUCAGCAAAACCGUAUAAUUAAGCACUUUAUUCAUUUCUGUUUUCUUCGUUUUUUUUUAUGAGAGGGUAUAUUUUUUACCUGCUGUGACUUGAGGGUGAAGUUGGAGCUUAGAAAAUUUUUAUUUCAAACUAUGUAUUUAUUACCUUUAAUUGCCUCAUUCGUUGAGGUUUGCCCUGUCUGUUCAUUAGCAGAAUAUUUUUUCAUGUUUGAUGUCGGAAGCUUUAAGUACCUCCUGUUUUUGUACAUAUACAGUAGGUAUACCUUUCUUGUCUCAGUACUUGUAGGUGUUAUGUUACUUUAUUGUAAAUUAUAUUUUAUUGUAGUCAUAUUUUUAUGUUAUAUGUAUUGUUUCGGGUGUUUCACUUGCUAGCUGUUUUAGUGAGUUGUGAUGAAAUUAUUUUAAUUACCAAGUCUGAAAGGGGGAGGAAGAUUUGGUCUCAUCCCGAAAUCCUGCUUUAGGAAAAUUUUCUGUUAGAGAUUUCUGAUUCUUUCAACAUUUUAAAGGCUUAGUUAUGAUGUAAGUCUGCACUGAAAAAUCUGUAUCAUUUGGGAUUUAAAAUUGAGGUAGAAAACUUGCGUAUUUUUCUAUAUUGAAGCGCCUUGAGUAAGCAUAAUAGUAAAAUAGUUGUGCUAGUCAGAGAAUUGUAUUUUGAUGGUUGAAAUUUUUAGAUUAGUUAAAAAGUCAAGAUCGGCUCCAACUCUCAGGCUCUUUUUUUUUUUCAGUAUUACUGGAGAUAUUGUCCUUUAAAAGCCGUGAUUGAUGACAUCAUCAGAAGUACCUUUAGCAGAGAGAUGUCUAAGUCAAUAUUGGUUGUAGACUUUCAGACCUAUCUUAUUAUUUUGUGCCGUCCAAAAAUUCAAUCAUCAAAGUACAAUUGCGUGACUACAGCAAACAACCCACUCUCCAGAAGUUCUAAAAUGAAAACCAGGUGCUCUUAUUUAAAGUGUACUGUUUGCAUAAAAUAGCAUCUGUAAAUCUAUUCAAGAGUCACAAUGUUUCAUUUUAUGACCCUUUAAACCCCGGGUCUCAUAUCUUUUCGGAUGCGUUCACAUAUUUUCUUAGCAAUGUUCAAGCUGUGAGUUUUCUCAGUUGAGUUACAUUUGUUGCAAGGCAAAGUUUGAAGGUUAACAAACAAAGAACUGAAACCACCCAAAAAGGUGGUUUAAAACAUUUUAAACCCCAAAUGAUUUCUAAAAUUUAGGUAAUUUUUUGUCAAUGGCAAAACUCUAUUCUAUGUACAUAAAUUUCUAAUCCUAAUGCCUCAGAUUUGUUCAAAGGUAAAGUUAAACAUUUUGAGAUCUCUAACAAGUGGUGUUCAUGUCAUGACGAUUACCAAAAUUCAACCGGGAGUCAAUUUUAAACCUCAACGUUGCCUCCUUCUUUCUGGCCUUUACGACUGAUCUUUACCCGGGCCAGUCAGUAUUUGUUUUUAUUAUUCUUAUUAUUAAUCAAGAAAAUGUUUUUUGCUAGUUUCUCCUCCUUUCUUGUCAUGAAUGAAUACUUCAUUACCCCACCGCAAAUCUUGCUUUCUUUAAUCAUAUUGACUCAAUCCUUUAUCAAUCGACUAUAAAUCCUUUUUUUCCAAAUUUAAAUCUUAUUCUUUCUGCCAUGAUUAACAUCCUAUCAAUCGCUUUUGUUACCUGAGUCUUUUGAAUCAUCCUUUGGAAUGUGGUAUAUAUUCCAAUUUUUUUGUGUGUCAACUAUUUGCUGUGGAUGAUGUUGCUUUUUUUCUCAGCAUAAUUUAAUAUAUCAGGUAUCAUAAGGUUCUGAUACAAUUACAUCCCAACGAAUGUUUCUACGUCAGUGUUAAUGAAGUCAAUUUAAAGAAUGUUUAGUAUUAUUUUCUUUUUUUUUAUUUAAUUUUCGUACAUACCCUUUAGUUUUGUAUUAUGCUAUCUAAUGAUUCUCUUUUGAGGCAAAAUUAAGAAGAAAAAAAUAUUAGGUUAAUGUACGAAGAUUCUUCAUCUUUUCAAAUGGUUAAUAUUUCAUUUUCUAUUAUUUUCUGUACUUAAUUUUUGUCUCAAUUUUGCAUAGUUCUUGAUUUGAGUACUUCAUUUACCAAUUUAUCUAUCUCAAUUAUUUAUCUACCAAAUUCUUGAUUACCUAUUUUUUGUUGAUUGUUCACUUAAAAUAGAUUUAUAGCUCUUUGUUAUCAUUAUUUUUAUGACUUUCGAAAUUCUAUAAAAUAUAUUAAUUUUUUUCCUCUUGUUUUUCGUAAAUUAAGCAGUGGGACUUGGUAUCAGAGUAGUGCAAAGCUGUAAAAUUCCAACUUUUUGAAAGCCCUCAUUCUGUAUAGAAAUAGUCAUUCAACUUUCAUGAUUUAUGUAUGAUGCUUUUUUAAUUAUUUAGGGUUAUAACGUUUUCUAAGAAAAUUUUCCUCGACAAUUAAGGAGGAAAGUAAAAUAGAUAUCAAGCACUUCUCUAUUUGUCUACUCAUGAAGAUGGAGCAUUGUGGAUGUGCUUAGCACUUGUCACUCGAGGAUUUACUCAUUUUACUGCUUUAUGCGAAGUGUUUUUAUGUUUCUUCAUACAUCCGUAAUUUCUCUCUAUAACUUGUGCCUGCCAAUUGUGGCGUGCACACCCACCAGUGGCCUAGCUGCCUUCACUUGAAUUGUAAUUGAAAGGCAGCAACAUGUGAAAUCCGUUAAAGUCCAUUUUUCAAGUUUUCAGUUUUUUUGUAAUAUGUAGUAAUACUUUUCAAUAGUCAAAUGCAAUCAUGAAAAAGAUGUGUGGACUUGUUUUGGGAUCAAAGUUAUCCUAGAACGAGUCUGUACCUCACUUUCAUGGUUGAAUCUCUAUUUGAGAAGUGUCAACAAUCCAAACAGUUACCCUGAAGACUGAAGAAAUGGACAUGAGUGAUUAUUGCAUGACUUGAUGCAACCAUAAAGAAUUUUUGAAACCAUUAAUAUUGCUUUAUCAGAAAUUUACAAAAUUUUCUCCCCAUUUUCCGAAGAACAGUAGGUUGAAUAAGAGAGAAAACAUGAUUGCAACUGUAAGUACAUAAAUUUUGAUCAUCAAACCAUUUUCAGUCUGUAAAACUAAAGACUGCUACGUUAAAUGUAAUGUAGGUUUUAUUUUUUAAUGCAUUUAAUAUUUAGAGCCCUCCCGCAAACAAACAAAAAUACGAGUAAAUUUUGACUGCAGUGCACUAAGUACUUACUGAUAACUAUUUUUUUUUUUUUGGACCAAAACAGCACUGCUAACUUGAUGCCAUUACCAAUACGGUUAGUUUAUCGAUGUUACCCUGAAUUCAUGUGAAAUAGGAGAGGUGACAUAUUUUAAUGGAAAGCUCACCAAAAAUCCUCCUAGUAUGAAUUUGCGUCAAAAAUAUUUAAAACUUGUGCUUCAUUGAUAAGUUACAAUCUUUAAAAUUGAUUUGAUUGGAAACUUAACAUUUUUUUUCCUCUCACGAUUUUUUAAAUUUGAAUCAAAUUAAGCCGUCAAAUAGUAAGGGCAUAAGGUGUAAGCAUUAGUAUCGUGUCCAAGGGCCUUUCAAAAAUGCGCUGUAAAAAAUAUGCCCUCUUCAAUUAGAAUUCUUUCCUAUGCCAGUGUAAAUUCUGUUACCAAGAGAAGUCAAUGACUUGAUGGUUGAGCCUUAGCAGUUACCAACAAGCUGAAUAUAGUCCUCUUAAAAUUGUGUCAUGGAAAUAUAUCUUCUGUCAAAAAUUUCUGAUAACUGAAAUUAAAUCUGCUAAUCUAUCGACCAUUUUUCGAAUCAUCAUACACAAUAAUAUUUUACUAACCAUAAUUUAGCCCCUAUUUCACUGUUUCCUUUCACGUAUAUUUGACUUUCUGAGAAGUAUUUUCUUUAGUUCGCCUAUUUAGUUCUCAUAAUUUGCCUUUUUCUGCUUUAUUUUCUUCUCAUGGAGUUGUUUUCUCGAGAACAUCUUUUUACAAAGCCAUUUUUCAUUCUCUGCACUUUGAUUGCAGAGCUCUUGUUUGAAGCAUUUUCCAUAAGUUUUUCUAUUGAAGUCAGUUGUAUUUAAUUAAGUUAAUAAGCUUCUUAAUUUUUAUUCAAUUCAGCUUACGUUAAAGGGAUCAAUUUUUCCAAGUUAAGAUUAAGUUUUAAGUGUUGAAAUUUGUGUUUUUUAGAUUCUGAUCACGAAACACGUCUUUUUUAACAAACUGAAUUUGUACCUCUGUCUACGAUACCCUGAAUAGCUUUUCUUUUUUAAUGAGCAACAUAACUGAUCGUCAAUGUUGGUAUUAUUGUUUAUAUCUUGGUGACAUUGUAAAAAAAAAAGAAGAAAAACGUAAGUGUCGAUAAAAUUUGUGUAAUUUCUAUGGAAAUGUAGUCUAUACUAUUUUCUCUUUCGAAAUAUAUCUUAUUUUUUCUA